AUGCCUGUUGUCGAGGUGAAAUCGGCGACACCGUCACCGCAGACCUUGCCAAAGGCAAUGCCUGUUGUCGAGGUGAAAUCGGCAACUCCAUCGCAGCCGAGCCUGCCUAAAGCAAUGCCUGUUGUUGACUUGAAAUCGGCCACACCGUCGCAGCCGAGCCUGCCUAAAGCAAUGCCUGUUGUUGACUUAAAACCAGCAACACCGUCGCAGCCGAGCCUACCGAAGGCGAUGCCUGUUGUCGAGCCAAGAUUGGCAACACCGUCACAGCAGAGCCUGCCCAAGGCCAUGCCUGUUGUCGAGGUGAAAUCGGCGACACCGUCACCGCAGACCUUGCCAAAGGCAAUGCCUGUUGUCGAGGUGAAAUCUGCAACACCAUCACAACCGAGCCUGCCGAAGGCCAUGCCUGUUGUCGAGCCAAGAUUGGCAACACCGUCGCAGCCGAGCCUGCCCAAGGCCAUGCCUGUUGUCGAGGCGAGAGUGGCAACGCCGUCUCAGCAGAGCUUGCCUAAGGCCAUGCCUGUUGUUGAGCCAAGAUUGGCAACACCGUCGCAGCCGAGCCUGCCCAAGGCCAUGCCUGUUGUCGAGCCGAGAUUGGCAACAGCGUCACAGCAGAGCCUGCCCAAAGCAAUGCCCGUUGUCGAGGUGAAGUCAGCAACGCCGUCACAGCAGAGUCCGCCAAAGGCAACGCCUGAUGAGGUGAAGUCAGCAACGCCGUCGCAGCAGAGUCCGCCAAAGGCAACGCCUGAUGAGGUGAAAUCGGCCACACCGUCGCAGCAGAGCCCACCAAAGGCAACGCCCGAUGAGGUGAAAUCGGCCACACCGUCGCAGCAGAGCUUGCCCAAAGCAAUGCCUGUUGUCGAGGUGAAGUCAGCAACACCGUCAGAGCAGAGCCUCCCAAAUGCAGUGCCUGUUGUCGAGGUGAAAUCCGCAACACCGUCACAGCAGAGCCUGCCCAAAGCAAUGCCUGUUGUCGAGGCAAGAUUGGCAACACCGUCACAGCAGAGCCUGCCCAAAGCAAUGCCUGUUGUCGAGAUGAAAUCGGGAACCCCGUCGCAGCAGAGCCUCACAAAACCAGCGCCCACCGUCGAGGUGAAAUCGGCAAGCCCCCUUCCCCAGAGCCAGUCGAAACCAACACCCGUCACAACAGCACAGGCGGCCGCUCCGCCGUGCCAGAGCCCCUCCAAACCAGUGCCCGUCGUGGUGACACAGCCGGCACCUCCGCCAGGGCAGAGCCUCCCGAAACCGCCGCCUGUUGCCACAGCCCAGCCAG
Struthio camelus australis is the source of this 1270-nucleotide messenger RNA. NCBI's taxonomy places the organism in Eukaryota, Metazoa, Chordata, Aves, Struthioniformes, Struthionidae. The record is from RefSeq and is a predicted model, not a curated record.